Molecule: messenger RNA, 605 nt
Organism: Wyeomyia smithii (pitcher-plant mosquito)
Lineage: Eukaryota; Metazoa; Arthropoda; Insecta; Diptera; Culicidae
Product: cuticle protein CP14.6-like
Exons: 1
Coding region: 166-480 (104 amino acids)
Cellular component (GO): chitin-based extracellular matrix
Molecular function (GO): structural constituent of chitin-based larval cuticle
Source: RefSeq, a predicted model, not a curated record
GCCCAGAUAAAUGUCAACCUAGCAGAAUGCAGAAAUGUUUCGCUGCAAGUUGCAUCGGUUGGUAUAAAUAUCGAGUGCACUUGGCUAGGUACAAUCAGUUCACCGACUAGUGGUAGUAAGUGCACUGUUGCAAGAAGAAGUCCUGAGGAUUUAAUCGAUUCGAACAUGAAAACCGCCUUUACAGUCGUCGCGCUACUCGCUUUUGCCGUCGCGAUUCCGGUCCCCGAUAAGGAUGCUCAGACGCUGCGAUUCGAUAAUGCCCACAAUGGAAUUGAUGGCUAUAACUUUGCAGUGGAAACCAGCAAUGGCAUCAAGCAGGAGGAACAGGCCGAAUUAAGGAGCUUUGGGGAAGACAAUGCCGCCAUUGUAGUGCGUGGAUCUUACUCUUUCAUCGCCGACGAUGGUCAGGUUUACACCGUGAACUACAUCGCUGAUGAAAAUGGAUUCCAGCCGGAGGCACCCCAUCUGCCGAGGGUUUGAUGUGGUUCCAGUUUUAAGUGACGAGUUUAGGAGGUGGUUGUUACCGGUUGAGUCAACUAGAAAAAAUUAUUUUGCUGUGAAACCCAUCAAAGUUAGAUAAAAUAAAGUUAAUCAGUGAGACUUAA